AUGUGGUUUAAUAACCGGCAAAGCAGCUGUCAGCUGAAGUCAAAGAACCACGUUCAAAGAACCGCGUUCAAUAGAACCACGUUCAAUAGACCACACGUUCAAAAGACCACACGUUCAAAAGACCACACGUUCAAAAGACCCCACGUCCAAAAAGACCCCACGUCCAAAAAGACCCCACGUUCAAAAGACCACGUCCAAAAAGACCCCACGUUCAAAAGACCCCACGUUCAAAAGACCCCACGUUCAAAAGACCCCACGUCCAAAAGACCCCACGUCCAAAAGACCCCACGUCCAAAAGACCCCACGUUCAAAAGACCCCGCGUUCAAAAGACCCCGCGUUCAAAAGACCGCGUUCAAAAGACCCCGCGUUCAAAAGACCCCACGUCCAAAAAGACCCCACGUUCAAAAGACCCCACGUUCAAAAAGACCCCACGUUCAAAAAGACCCCACGUUCAAAAAGACCCCACGUUCAAAAAGACCCCACGUCCAAAAAGACCCCACGUUCAAAAGACCCCACGUUCAAAAGACCCCACGUUCAAAAGACCCCACGUUCAAAAGACCCCACGUUCAAAAGACCCCACGUUCAAAAGACCCCACGUUCAAAAGACCCCACGUUCAAAAGACCCCACGUCCAAAAGACCCCACGUUCAAAAGACCCCACGUCCAAAAGACCCCACGUCCAAAAGACCCCACGUUCAAAAGACCCCACGUCCAAAAGACCCCACGCUCAAAAGACCCCACGCUCAAAAGACCCCACGCUCAAAAGACCCCACGUUCAAAAGACCCCACGUUCAAAAGACCCCACGUUCAAAAGACCCCACGUUCAAAAGACCCCACGUUCAAAAGACCCCACGUUCAAAAGACCCACGCUCAAAGACCCCACGUCCAAAAGACCCCACGUUCAAAAGACCCCACGUCCAAAAGACCCCACGUUCAAAAGACCCCACGUUCAAAAGACCCCACGUCCAAAAGACCACGUUCAAAAGACCCCACGUCCAAAAGACCCCACGUCCAAAAGACCCCACGUUCAAAAAGACCACGUUCAAAAGACCCCACGUUCAAAAGACCCCACGUCCAAAAGACCCCACGUUCAAAAAGACCCCACGUUCAAAAGACCACGUUCAAAAGACCCCACGUUCAAAAGACCCCACGUUCAAAAGACCCCACGUCCAAAGACCCCACGUCCAAAGACCCCACCUAAAGACUAAGAAGACCCGCAGACCCCCCCUCCCCUCCCCCCUCCAGCAUCUUUUAAACCAAUAG
This is a messenger RNA of Procambarus clarkii (red swamp crayfish), 1263 nucleotides long. RefSeq lists its product as uncharacterized. Lineage: Eukaryota; Metazoa; Arthropoda; Malacostraca; Decapoda; Cambaridae. The record is from RefSeq and is a predicted model, not a curated record.